CACUUGCAUCCUAACAGCUCGAUUUGUACGGCCCAAGGGCACGUGGAGCCUUUAGAGAGGGUGUGGGACACACAACGUAACGAGCUACUACGGGAACGAUUUCUGUUACAAAAUCAUUGACGCCAUCUCAAUAGUCCAUAAGACUACUGCUCCUACCAAUCUGCUAAAUGACGGUAAUACCCCUCUAGCAUGAAAUAACUGCAACCACUCUUCCAGACAUUUCCUUCCUCAAUGCGAUUCGCAUGCCAUGUAAACGUUGCUUGAAGCAGUGUAUAAAUAUUCUAAAUCUUUCUGUCCCGCCACAUUUGCACAUUUCUGUAGUUUCAAAUUUUCAAAAACGCAAACAUUCCGAGAGCUUUCUUCUCCUCUCUCUCUCUCUCUCUCUGUGUCUCCGAUACAGUUCUGGAUUUUAUCCGUGGACGCCGAAACCAUGGUUGUUGUUCAGAAAGUGAAGGAAGCAGAAAUCACUGAGCAGGACUCUCUUCUUCUGACGAGAAACCUGCUCCGCAUUGCUAUAUUCAAUAUCAGUUACAUCAGAGGCCUCUUCCCGGAGAAGUAUUUUAACGAUAAGAAUGUUCCUGCUUUAGAGAUGAAGAUCAAAAAGCUUAUGCCAAUGGAUGCAGAGUCACGCAGACUUAUUGAUUGGAUGGAGAAAGGUGUAUACGAUGCGCUGCAGAACAAGUACCUGAAGACACUUUUGUUCUGCGUAUGUGAAGCUGUAGAUGGACCAAUGAUUGAGGAAUAUGCAUUUUCUUUCAGUUACUCAGAUUCUGAUAGCCAGGAGGUGUCAAUGAAUAUCAAUCGUACUGGAAACAAGAAACAAGGUGGAACAUUCAAGUGUAACUCUACAGUUGAAGUUACUCCUAACCAGAUGAGGAGCUCUGCUUGUAAAAUGGUCCGGACACUAGUUCAACUGAUGAGAACUUUAGAUAGGAUGCCUGAAGAGCGAACCAUACUGAUGAAGCUCCUCUACUAUGACAAUGUAACGCCAGCAGAUUAUGAGCCUCCAUUUUUCAGAGGCUGCACAGAGGAGGAAGCUCAUAAUCCAUGGACCAAAAGUCCUUUGAAGAUGGAGGUUGGGAAUGUAAACAGCAAGCAUUUUGUGUUAGCUCUCAAGGUUAAAAGUGUGCUUGAUCCUUGUGAGGAUGAAAUUGGAGACGGUCAAGAUGAUGAAGUGAGCUUAGGAGCAGGGUCUUUGCAACGGGAUGGGUAUUCUGAUUCUGACAGCGAGGGUGAUAAUUUGCAAGACGAUCAAUACAUAGUUGCCCCAGCUGAUAAACAACAACAAGAAGAUAAUGGCAUGGUUGAAGAAGAUGAUACUCAAGAUCCAGUUGAAGAUGAACAACAAUUGUCCCGUGUAAAGGAUUGGAUAACUAGCCGCCACACUGAUACUAUUGAACUUACUGAUGUUCUGUCAAGUUUCCCAGAUGUCACACUGGUGCUGAUUGAAGAUAUCAUGGAUAAGCUUGCCAAAGAAGGUGUUCUGUCCAUAUCAGGAAGUGACACUUAUAUCAUUAACAGGAAGAAGAAGUCUGACUAUGAAUUUAGCCUUGUUAAAGAAGAAGUAGAUGGUCAAACAGUCCCGGUUGGUGGUAAAGAUCAGCAUGUUGAUGAUUACAUGUACAUGAAGGCUCUGUAUCAUGCACUUCCAAUGAAAUAUGUGACAGUUGCAAAGCUUCAGAGCAAGCUUGAAGCCAACCAGACCACUUUGCGCAAGAUAAUUGAUAAAAUGACACGAGAUGGUUUUGUUGAAGCCAAAGGCACCCGAAGGCUGGGCAAACGGGUUAUUCAUUCUGAUAUGACUGAGAAAAAGCUAAUUGAAGUCAGGAACGCUUUGGAUAAUGAUGCUAUGGACAUCGAUACCGUUGAACUGAUUAGCAAGUCAAGUCAUUUAGGGAAUAAAGAUAGGGACAUGUCCACAUGUGGUGUCCUCCACUCCAUUGGAUCAGAACAAACACGAAUGAAGGUACUAUCUGAUACAAUUCUAAAUGGUUCAACAAGGAGUGAACAGACAGUUACUAAGAGAAAGGAUUUAGGAAACACUCCCACAAGCAGGGUUGAACCAGUUGCUUCAAGAGAGAGUGUUGUGCCAGGAAAUGAAAACAGAGCAAAUGGCAACAGAAAGUACCGCGAAGAGAUCGACGGAUUUAUCUGUAGCAGAUCUACCCAAGAUAAGCGGACCAGAAAAACAAGCACGGUCAAAGAGCCAAUCCUCCAGUACAUGAAGCGCCAGAAAUCACAACCCCUGGGAGUGUGAUGAUGAUACUGGAAUUCCUCUUUUGCUUUAGUUUCCACAUAUACAUGUGUAUUGAAUUUUAUCUUCUGACUGGAUAGGAAACAUGUUAUACACUCGUAAGCAUUGACAAUGAUGUGGUGGUAUGUUUCUAAGCAAAUGGUCAAAUUUUAUAAGGCUUUUACUCGA
Molecule: messenger RNA, 2422 nt
Organism: Ziziphus jujuba (common jujube)
Lineage: Eukaryota; Viridiplantae; Streptophyta; Magnoliopsida; Rosales; Rhamnaceae
Product: meiosis-specific protein ASY1
Exons: 22
Coding region: 431-2257 (608 amino acids)
Source: RefSeq, a predicted model, not a curated record